This is a messenger RNA of Rattus rattus (black rat), 1361 nucleotides long. RefSeq names its product contactin-associated protein like 5-4-like. The transcript has 6 exons. The record is from RefSeq and is a predicted model, not a curated record. The coding region runs from base 530 to 1285 and encodes 251 amino acids. NCBI's taxonomy places the organism in Eukaryota, Metazoa, Chordata, Mammalia, Rodentia, Muridae.
AAAACAAAGAGAAAAAACUGUAAGUUCCUCUUUAACCUUUCACUUUACACUCCUGAUUUAUGAAACAUCUUGUUUUUCAGAUGGAGCCCCAUUCACCUGGUGGAUUGGAAGAUCCAAUGAAAGGCACGACUACUGGGAAGGUUCUGUUCCUAGAGUUCAACAGUGCAGAUGUGUCCACAAGGAGAACUGCCUGGACAUUCGACCUUUUUGCAAUUGUGAUGCUGACAUAGGUGAAUGGGCAAAAGAAACUGGUUUUCUUUCCUUCAAAGAUCACUUGCCCGUAACUCAGAUAAUUACCACUGAUACCAACAGAUCAAAAUCAGAAGCUGCUUGGAAAAUUGGCCCUUUACGUUGCUAUGGUGACCGACAUUUCUGGAAUGCUGUCUCAUUUACCACUGAAGCUUCUUACCUCUACUUUCCUACAUUCCAAGCGGAAUUCAGCGCUGAUAUUUCCUUCUUUUUUAAGACCACUGCUUUAUCUGGAGUAUUUCUAGAAAACCUUGGCAUUAAAGACUUCCUCCGACUUGAAAUGAGCUCUCCUUCUGAGAUCACAUUCACCAUUGAUGUUGGGAAUGGCCCUGUGGAGCUCCUCGUCCAGUCUCCUUAUCCUCUGAAUGACAAUCAAUGGCAUUACAUCCGGGCUGAGAGAAACCUCAAGGAGACCUCCCUUCAGGUGGACAACCUUCCACAGAGCAUGAGAGAGGCCUCAGAGGAAGCCUAUUUCCGACUUCAUUUGACUAGCCAGUUGUUUGUAGGAGGAACAUCAUCAAGACAGAAAGGCUUUCUUGGAUGCAUGCGCUCUUUACACUUGAAUGGGCAGAACACAGACCUGAUAGAGAGGGCAAAGUUAAUGUCUGGAGUCACACCUGGCUGUCUAGGUCACUGCAGUAGCUAUGGCAGCAACUGCCACAAUGGGGGCAAGUGUGUGGAGAAACAAAGUGGCUAUUCCUGUGACUGCACCAACUCACCAAAUGAAGGACCUUUCUGCCAGAAAGAAAUUUCAGCUCUUUUUAAUUCUGGCACCUCUGUAACAUACAUGUUUCAAGAACCUUACCUGGUGAUUAAGAACACAAGUCUCUUAUCUUCACCUAUCUACGCAGAUAAUGCUCCAUCCAAGGAAACCAUCAUGCUGAAUUUCUUGACAACACAAGCCCCCACCAUCUUACUCUACCUCAAUUUCUCUUCUCAGAACUUUCUGGCUAUCUUACUUUCCAGAAAUGGUGAGUGUUUGUGGCAUGAAACCAUAAGACCAGACUUGCAUAGAGGGACAAUUCAUGUUCUGUAGUACUGUGCAAAGAUGUAUACGUGGGAAGCUUCAGUCUAACCUUCCUCCCACUACACAAUUAUUAGCCAUAAUUACU